Molecule: messenger RNA, 2035 nt
Organism: Dermacentor andersoni
Lineage: Eukaryota; Metazoa; Arthropoda; Arachnida; Ixodida; Ixodidae
Source: RefSeq, a predicted model, not a curated record
CCGAUUUUAACGAAAUUUGUUGCUUUUGAGAGAGAAAGUUAAAUUCUAGUGACUGUUGGAAGCGGAAUUUUGAUUUAGGGCUUGCAUUUUGUUAAAGAGAUUUACAAAAUUUCAGAAGUUUGAAAAAUAUAGAAGCACGAAGUUUACAAACUAAUAGCUCUGCAUCAAAAAGAGAUAUCGCGGUUCUGUAAACGGCACCCAUUAGAUCAUUCAAAGCGGACAAAUUUCGUAUGUCAUUUUACAUCUUACGUGAGUUUGUUACGUUGUUUACGAGGGUUCUGCAAAAGUUGUAAUUACAUAUUAAUAAAUUUUUUGAGAUUCAUGCAUAAGAUGUCAAAUUUGUCCGCUUUAGAUGUGCUAUUAAGUACAAUUCACAGAAUUGUGAUAUCACCUAUUCUUACUGAGUUAAGGGCAAGAUAUACUCCGGCGUAACGCGCGCGCGCGGCCACGCGCGUCGCGGUUAAGCGGCGUUGGUGAAAAACGCGCACUCUACAUUCCGGCGUCACGGCGUAGCCGGCGUGCCCAGGUGCGCUUGGCGAACUCAACGCCGCCGGCGCGGAGAUAGAGCGUGUUCUAUUUCACGCGGCUGACGCUAGACCAGAAUGCGCUGCAGCGGCAGCGAGCAGAAGGCAGAAUGGCGGCCUGCGGUGCGCGUAUUGACAGUGCGGCUGUGGUUUUUUCAACAUCCGUGUGGGAUGACAGCGCGAGUGAAGACGCCUGCUUGAAGCGAUUUGCAACCUUCCAUGUGUAUACGAUGUGAAACGCAUGGACUACCGCGACACAGAGCGGAAGAACAAGGCGUGGGAAGCUAUACGAAAGCAGUGUGGUCUCGCCACAGCCACAAGGGAAGAGAUGGCAAGAGAAACAAAAAACAAGAGAGUGCCCAUUCCACCGAUCAGGCUGUCAGAUGUGGAGGACUUGCCCCUCUCUGAAGGGGAUGUGAAUGCUAAAAAGAAGAACAUAAGACAGCAGGACAAGGCCAAGCAGGCAAAUCAGGCUGCAUCAAGAAAGCAGCAGUACGAGGCUGUUCUCCGACAGCACAUGGCACAUGCCCUAAAGAAUGUUGAUGUUGCUAAGGAGGCUGCUGCACCAUUGCCCACACCUCGCACCUCCACCAAACAGUCACGAGGGUCACAAGUCAAAAGGAAGCUGUAUGAUGAAACCAGCGAUUCAACAGACGAUGAAUCGCUGGUUUCUUCAAAAGAGCUAAUAACUGCACGAAAAGAUGCAAAAUACUGGAAAAUGCAGUGCCGCAUUGAGCGGGAGCACAAUGCAUCAUUGAAAAAACACAUAGAGUUUUUGGAAAAUAACAUUAGAACACAGCUGAACAACUGUAAGCAUUACUUCAUUUUUAUUGUAAUUGAGUGUAUUAUAUGCUGUCUAACAAUGACCACUUUUCAUGUUUUCCUAGUUGCCCAAAUACUUGACAUGCAGAGAAGCGAGAGAUGUGAAGGUGAGAGACGACAAAAUCUGGAAGCACCACUAGUGGCACCUACUACAGAGCAGCCUCAACGAGUGGCUGCUUUUAUCGAAGACGGUGAAUCACCAGAUUUGUCUGUGCCAGACGCCUUAGACAAUACGAAAGGAUGCCAGGACGGCAACUUUGUGGCCACAUCUGAUGGACGUUUCCACUUGUCUGGUGGAAUUUAUGUCAUGCCUGAGCAAGCGGAAAAACUGUUCAGAAAUAAAAAGCCAAGCAUCCUUGUGAGAGACACGGCCCAAGUGAUCUGGGGCAAUGAACUAUUGGCAAAAAGAAGUGUCAGCGGCAGACUCGCACCAACAAAAAGUGGCAGCAGCGAGCAGCCAUCCAAGCAGCUGACGCCUGCAAAGGUGGAGGUUGUUUAUGAUUGUCUGCGGCACUGGGGUCAGAUACACAACCAGGACAUCAGCGCUGCGGAGCGUGCUCUGCCAAGGACCCUCAGUGAAAAAAUUCAAGAUGUAAAAAGAAAACUUCGCCUUCCACAGUGAGAAAGUGCUGUCAAGUACUAGAGUACCACUGUAAAUAUUUUUAAAUAUAUGUACAUUGUGUUUUUGA